Messenger RNA from Rhopalosiphum padi (bird cherry-oat aphid), 786 nucleotides. RefSeq lists its product as uncharacterized. The transcript is spliced from 4 exons. Lineage: Eukaryota; Metazoa; Arthropoda; Insecta; Hemiptera; Aphididae. The record is from RefSeq and is a predicted model, not a curated record. Bases 1 to 786 code for a protein of 261 amino acids.
AUGAUCCCAAAACCCAACAAACCUCCUGAAAAAGUAACUUCUUAUCGCCCAAUAAGUUUACUUCCAACAUUAUCUAAAGUAUUCGAAAAAAUCCUAUUAAAGAGGCUCAUACCACUACGGCAAAAAUUAUCCCUGACACUCAAUUUGGAUUCAGACCCAAUCACUCUACCAUUCACAACUCCACAGAAACAAGUUGACGAUCCAGGUGUUGUUCAAGUUUCAAGCGCUUCUACUUCUUCAGAUCAGCCUAAUCUAAUAAGUCCACAGUGUAAUAAAAAUACUGAUAGAAUUAAUGAUUUGUCCGAUUUGGGUGAUCGAGAGAGUGGACCACGACGUCCUGAACUUGCAGCUUACAAAAAAACUAAAUUUGGAGAAAAGUUUAGAUCAUUUCGUAGUCGGUGGUAUACGGAAUGUGAUUGGUUGGAGUAUAGUGUUCAACGUAAUGCUGCAUUCUGUUUUGUUUGUCGUGUUUUUGGACCAGAGAAUAGUGAAGAUGCAUGGACUAGGACUGGCUUCAACAAUUGGCAAAAAUUAAUUGUGAAACUUAAAAGUCAUUUAGCUACUAUCAACCAUAAAACAAAUGAAUCGAAUAUGAUGGCAUAUAAGUCUAGUGAAAAAGCUGGAUCAUUAGUUACUCAAUUGUCUAGUUUUCAUAAAGAAAAAGUCUCAAGAAAUUGCAAGUAUAUGUCGAGUUUAAUUGAAAUAAUUUUAUACAUUGCAAAACAAGGCAUUGCAGUAAGAGGACAUAAUGAAAGAACUGAUUCAAUAAAUCAAGGUAAAUAUUAG